UAGUCCAACGCCUCUUUUACAGAUGGAGAAACUGAGGCCCAGGAAAUUUGCAGCAGAGCUAGGAUCUGAACUCAGGGCCCUCUGACCUUCAGUCCAACUUUCUUUCCAUCUCUGGCCUCAAAAUUUAACAAUAUGUGGCUAGAGUCUCAUCAAACAAGUGCCACCCCUAAGUCGAGAAGCGCUGUCACAGGAGUGACAGCAGGGCUUGGAGGUGGUUUAUUCAGAAACUCGUUUCCCUGACAGGACCAAUUCUGUUAUGCUUCAAGCUUUGCAUUUUUCUUUCCUUAAAGUCUUGCAUGUAAGCUUUAAAGGCAGGCACCCUGUCCAGUCUGCACUGGUCUGGAGAAGCAGAGUGGGAAAUGUGCUUCAGCCAGGGGCCGGGGCACUCAUGGCUCGAAUCGCCCAGUUUCUGAGUGAUAUCCCAGAGACUGUGCCUUUGUCCACCGUCAACAGGCAGUGUUCGUCCGGCCUGCAGGCAGUGGCCAACAUAGCUGGUGGCAUCAGAAAUGGGUCUUAUGACAUUGGCAUGGCCUGUGGGGUGGAGUCCAUGUCCCUGGCUGACCGAGGGAACCCUGGAAAUAUCACUUCGCGCUUGGUGGAGCAGAAGAAAGCCAGAGACUGCCUGAUUCCUAUGGGGAUAACCUCAGAGAACGUGGCCGAGCGGUUUGGCAUUUCCCGGGAGAAGCAGGACGCCUUUGCACUGGCUUCCCAGCAGAAGGCAGCCAGAGCCCAGAGCAAAGGCUGCUUCCAGGCUGAGAUUGUGCCUGUGACCACCACCAUCCGCAAUGACAAGGGCACCGAGAGAAGUGUCACUGUGGCCCAGGAUGAGGGUAUCCGCGCCAAUACCACCAUGGAGGGCCUGGCCAAACUGAAGCCUGCCUUCAAGGAGGGCGGCUCUACCACAGCCGGAAACUCUAGCCAGGUGAGUGACGGGGCAGCUGCUGUCCUGCUGGCCCGGAGGUCCAAGGCAGAAGAGUUGGGCCUUCCCAUCCUUGGGGUCCUGAGGUCCUAUGCAGUGGUUGGGGUCCCGCCUGACAUCAUGGGCAUUGGGCCUGCCUAUGCCAUCCCUGUCGCUUUGCAGAAAGCAGGGCUGACGGUGGGUGAUGUGGACAUCUUUGAGAUCAAUGAGGCCUUUGCCAGCCAGGCUGUCUACUGUGUGGAGAAGCUAAGAAUCCCCCCUGAGAGGGUGAACCCUUUGGGGGGUGCAGUGGCCUUGGGCCACCCACUGGGCUGCACCGGGACACGACAGGUUGUCACACUGCUCAACGAACUGAAGCGCCGUGGGAAGAGGGCGUACGGGGUGGUGUCCAUGUGCAUCGGCACCGGAAUGGGAGCUGCUGCUGUCUUUGAGUACCCUGGGAAAUGAGUGAGGCCCCAGGCGGCUGGCGGGCUCGGCGUGCUACCUAGACAGCCCUGCUCUGGCAGCAAGAGGUCGGCACUACAAGUGAAGCCGCGCGGGAAAACUGAGCACUGGUGGUGGUGGUAGGCGAAUCAAGGCACUUCAACAAAUUUGGGAAACAUGGUCCCUGAGACACCGUAGAGCGAGCAGACUGCAGAGCCACCCCUUCUAACUGGGCUGGACCAAGUUGGCCUGGGUCAUCCCGACCGCAGGGCCACCAGGUGAUUCUUGGGGUGAGCAGUGAACGGACAUAGUAAACGUGUUAUCUCGGUGGCUGUGUUUUUUUUCUC
Messenger RNA from Trichechus manatus latirostris (Florida manatee), 1689 nucleotides. It is a transcript of the gene ACAA1, whose product is annotated as acetyl-CoA acyltransferase 1. The coding region runs from base 257 to 1366 and encodes 369 amino acids. The transcript is spliced from 11 exons. Gene Ontology annotation, biological process: fatty acid beta-oxidation; phenylacetate catabolic process. The record is from RefSeq and is a predicted model, not a curated record. NCBI's taxonomy places the organism in Eukaryota, Metazoa, Chordata, Mammalia, Sirenia, Trichechidae. Gene Ontology annotation, cellular component: peroxisome. Gene Ontology annotation, molecular function: acetyl-CoA C-acyltransferase activity.